Chinchilla lanigera (long-tailed chinchilla) is the source of this 903-nucleotide messenger RNA. RefSeq lists its product as uncharacterized. Lineage: Eukaryota; Metazoa; Chordata; Mammalia; Rodentia; Chinchillidae. The record is from RefSeq and is a predicted model, not a curated record.
AGGAGCCUUGGUCAUCAACAUGGGGGCCAGGGGCUCUGCUGGAGGAGCUGACCGCCAGGAGCCCUGGCCCACAGGCACCGCCCUGCCCCAUGGCAUCCGCCGGGCGCCCGGGGCUGUGGCUGCCAGCGCGGGGGCAGAGGAGCCAGGCUGCACCUGUUUGCGGGGAGUAAGCGAUACUUUGUCCUGGUGUCACAGCACCCACCUGUCACCGAGCAGGCUCCAUGCUGGUCCCAAGGGCCCUGGCGCUGCUGCCGCCACUGCCGCUGUGGAAAAUGCGCCUUGGGCCAGAAAUCAAAGUCCUGGGGGCUUCUACUCCUCGGGCGCCGCCCCGCAGACCCACCCGCAGCUGCUGCCUGGCUCCGGGGCUGAGCCUGCCGGGUGUGUGGCUCUGGUGUCCCCGGGGGCCGAGGCUGCCCUGGGCUGCGGCCCGGAGGACAGGUGCUGGUGGCCGCGGCUCAUCCGGUCCCCCCCCUCCCCUCCGCCUCUGUGUUUACGGCCUGUUCCCGGGCCGGGCCGGUAUUUGAAAUAUUCCAAACAUCGGCGUCACCAUCCUUCCACAGGAACGCAGGGCCGCGGUGCGAAGGAGGACGGGUAGCCGGUGACCGCAGACAGGGAAGCUGGCCGCUCUGCUCAGAAUGCCCCCAGCCCGGUGACUGCUCUGCAAGAGCGUCCCUUACCAGUCGAGGGGACAGCACGGUGGUGCCUUGCAAGGGCAAACAGGCCGGUGCAAGCCCCGGCUCAGCCUGCAGCGGGUGGUGGGGCAGGCCUGUGUCCCUGCAAGGCGGGGACCGAGCCCCCCAGGUGUGCCAGGGCUCCUCAGGGCUGGGCACGCCCCCAGCUGGCCGCGCCUAGGCAAGGCUGCUCUGUGGGGAGUGAGGUUCCGGGGCACCUGCGGUGGGUAUU